AUUUUGGUUGCACGCCAGCGCUCCCAGCGCUGCGGCGGCGUCCUCGAAAAACGCGCCAGCAGAGAUGCGAGAUGCGAAUUAUGACGAAAACAAGGAUGCCGGUCAACAUCCACGAAUUGACGGAGGGCUGGUUGGAGCUGGAGAGUGAUCCUGGUUUAUUCACGCUAUUGCUGGAGGAUUUUGGCGUGAAAGGCGUGCAAGUUGAAGAAAUUUACGACGUGCAAAGACCCAUCGAAGGUCCUGUCUACGGAUUUAUCUUCCUCUUCCGGUGGAUCGAGGAGAGGCGAUCCCGCAGGAAAAUCGUCGAGGAGGCGGAAACAUUCGUGCGAGAUGACGAAGCCGUCAAUAAAAUCUUUUUCGCUCAACAGAUGGUUCCAAACAGCUGUGCCACCCACGCUCUUCUUUCAGUUUUAAUGAACUAUAACAACCUCAGCCUUGGCUCCACAAUCAGCAGACUCAAGGAGCACACUGCUGGAAUGAGCCCAGAGAAUAAGGGGUAUGCGAUUGGGAACGUGCCCGAGCUAGCAAGAGCACACAACUCUCACGCAAUUCCUGAGGCCAGGCGUUUGAACGACAAGUCCUCGAGCGUCAGCACUGGUCGAUUUACCGGCGAAGCGUUCCACUUCGUCAGCUACGUCCCGAUAGAUGGAAAACUUUUUGAACUGGAUGGAUUAAAACCUUAUCCAAUUGACCACGGACCUUGGGGUGAAAAUGAAGACUGGACAGAGAAAUUUAGGAGAGUCAUUACAGAGCGACUCGGCAUUGCAAACGGAGAGCAGUGCAAGGAUAUUAGGUUUAAUUUGAUGGCCGUUGUUCCCGACAAAAGGAUCGCUCUCAAUAACAAAUUGGAAAUGUUGAAGACAAAUAGACAAAUUGUUUUGGACGCGUUGAAAACGUUAGUGAGCGAAGCCAAGCAAAAUGCAGACAAAAGUAAACCUUCGAAAGGUGGUCGGGCCUCGAAAGAAGCCGAGAAAGGUGAUUCUGAAUCUCACAAAUCAAUAGAUUUUAGCACUCCGCUGACUGUUCAAACAUCUCCAGCUUCGAGCACUGAUGCCUCUUCUGAUAUCGGUUCUGCGGGCUCGAUGAACUCACCAGUGCCAAGUAAAUUGAUCCUGCUUUGGAAAAGAGGCAUAAGUGAGACGUCGGAUGGCUGUUUAGAGUUGAAGGCCGCCAAAAUGGAAGAUCCAGAAGCUGGGCCAUCUGACAGCAACGACAGCGAGGCCGGCAGCAAAGACAACCUGAUGACCAAAGUGGAUCCGAAACUGGUGGCCAAGUACCCGACACUCUUUGGCCCGCACACUUUCGCGCCGAAAGAUCUGCUGGUGCUGCUGAAAAAUCUGGACCAUGGCAUCCAGCAGUGCGAACAGAAUAUCAAGGAGGAGACCGAGAAAAGAAGGAAAUAUAAGGUUGAUGAUGGUAGAAGGACGCACAAUUACGAUGAAUUCAUCUGCACAUUCCUCACGAUGCUGGCACACGAGGGAAAACUCGCUGAUUUGGUCCAGGAACACUUGUCCCAGCCAAAGAAGCAGGGUGCCGCAUCAGCAGGAAGGGGGAAAAGUGCGCCGAAGAAAGCUCUGCCAACUCAGCAGUCAACAAGUCCAGGCUCGGGCAAGCAAAGGGGUAGAAAGAAAAAAAGGAAGUGAUAUUUAUUAGUUUUCGUGUCGAAAUAAAUUUUUCCUCGAGCAGAAA
Molecule: messenger RNA, 1689 nt
Organism: Cloeon dipterum
Lineage: Eukaryota; Metazoa; Arthropoda; Insecta; Ephemeroptera; Baetidae
Gene: calypso
Product: ubiquitin carboxyl-terminal hydrolase calypso
Exons: 11
Coding region: 72-1643 (523 amino acids)
Biological process (GO): protein deubiquitination; ubiquitin-dependent protein catabolic process
Cellular component (GO): cytoplasm
Molecular function (GO): cysteine-type deubiquitinase activity
Source: RefSeq, a predicted model, not a curated record